Topomyia yanbarensis is the source of this 498-nucleotide messenger RNA. It is a transcript of the gene BBIP1, whose product is annotated as BBSome-interacting protein 1. The transcript is spliced from 2 exons. Lineage: Eukaryota; Metazoa; Arthropoda; Insecta; Diptera; Culicidae. Gene Ontology annotation, biological process: receptor localization to non-motile cilium; cilium assembly. Gene Ontology annotation, cellular component: BBSome. The record is from RefSeq and is a predicted model, not a curated record. Bases 211 to 498 code for a protein of 95 amino acids.
CAUGACAGAUAAAAAAGAAAACAGGAAUUUUCGCAACUGUAUUCAUCGUAUUCGGCUGAUUGAAAAUUCUGUGAAAUUGUUUUUUGUCAGUUAUGUGUGUUUUCUGCUAUUGUCACUUAUAUCGCGAAUUCUGGCAAUAGGAAAAACUAUGCAUCUAAAAUUAUAAACCGUUAGGUAAAGGAUUCUUCUAGCGUCGCGUAAUGAGUCGCAAUGUCAUUGACGCCAGAAACUGAAAGUGCAACAACACCGAACGAAGAAAACCAAUUGCACCACCAGCUGCCGCAAAAGCGUUUGAACAUUACUACUCAACCAAUUACGCUGAUUCUGCCCACUAGUGGUAAAUUAUUCUACGAGAAAAAGAAGGAUUUCCAGCUGUGCAAACCGCAGCUUCUGCCGCUGAAGUCGUUCAGCCUAGAGAAGCUCGAGAAGAUGCAACAAGAAGCUCACCGGCAAUUACAGGAAACAAGAGCCCGUACAGCCGUUGCUGAGAAGUUCUAA